Microbotryum saponariae is the source of this 713-nucleotide messenger RNA. Lineage: Eukaryota; Fungi; Basidiomycota; Microbotryomycetes; Microbotryales; Microbotryaceae. The record is from the annotation of a GenBank genome assembly.
AUGUUGGCCACCUCGAUGCUCCGACCUACUUUAUUGCGCUCUAUCGUUCGUUCGACCGGUUCGGGGUUCGCGCAACGUCAUAUGGCUGUGAGGACGGUCGUUAGUGAGUUCGAGGAGGAGGGGAGAAGAGGGAUAAGGGAUGGGAAGGGAGGGUGUGGACAGUAGGAAGAGCGAGGGAACCACGCUGAUGGAGAGGUAGUGCAUAGCAACGAAAACUGAUCUCUUUUCCCCGUGUUUGAUUUUGUCAGCGACGCGCUACACGAUCGAACACGAAUGGAUUCGCUUCGAUAGCUCCUCCUCCGUCGGCACGAUCGGCAUCACGGACUAUGCGCAGAAAUCACUCGGCGACGUCGUCUACGUCGAACUGCCUACACCCGAAACCCAAGUCGAGAAAGGCGAACAGAUCGGAGCGGUCGAGAGCGUCAAAGCGGCGUCGGAUAUUUAUGCACCCGUUUCGGGACAGAUUGAGGAAGUGAACGAUGCGUUGGGCGACGAGCCCGGCUUGUUGAACAAGAGUGCUCAGGACGAAGGUCGGUCAGCUUCACUUUUGCCUGGUGGUGGUUUCGGAUCAUGAGAUAGGCGGGAACUGAUUGGUCGAUCGUCGAUCAGGCUGGCUCGCCAAGAUCAAGUUGUCGAACCCGGCCGAAUUCGAACAGCUGUUGAACGACGAUGCGUACCAGGCGUUCUGCGCCGGAGCAGGUGAUGCUCAUUAG